AUGAAGGCAGAGACCAUCAAUGCCAGCUGGAAGAAUUUGUGGCAUGAAAUUAUCCAUGAUUACAAAGGAUUCACCCCAGGAGAUAUAAGCCAAGUGGCAGUUGAGUCGGAUGAGGGCUCUCAAGCAACAUCAACAUACACCAGUCAAAUUGACAUGGAACGCUUUCGUAAACUUUUGGCUGCUGAGGAAGAGAACUUGAAGAAUGCUUGUGCCACACCAAACCAACAUGAUAUUUUUGCCAAAAUUCAAGCUGAUAGUGAGUCUGACAAAAACACAAUCACUCCUGACACAAGCUUGUUUGGGGCUCCCAAUUCUGCUGUUAAUGAUACAAAGAAAGUGAAUAGGGUCCGGAAAAUAAUCGCUGAAGAUCCUAUACAAUCAGGAACCCAAGUUGUAUUGGAUGGAACUGUUCCUGCAGGACUUAGCCUUUCCGAUUUGAAAAAGGUGCUUGAGGAACUUCAAUCAGAAAUGGAACUUUAUGAACAGAACACUGGAAGAAUAACAGCUGAGAAGGAACACAGGGAAACAUUUUCCGGAUACACAAUGGCAUUAUUGAGUUCUGUUAUUAAACUUUCACGUUAUCUGAGAGAGACAGAAGAAAAAUUACAAGCUGAAAAGAAAACUCGAGAUGUUCUUGCUGCAGAAGUGUCAGACCUAAAAAUUAUUGUGGAUGCGCUAACAUCGGAUUUAAUUCAAACUCAGGAGAUGUACCAAAAUUUGGAAAGUGAAUUACGGAAUUAUCAACAGAGAAUGGAUCAGGAAAUCUGCUUGUUGAAGAGGCAAGCUGGAUUUCCAUUGUCUGACUGCUGUAAGGAGGAAAAUGUUUCACCCGCAUCAUCAUUAGCAGCAGCUGCAUUACCCUCAUUACCGCAAACAUUAAUACCACCACCUCACCUUUCUACCACAAAUAAAUAUGAAAUGGAAGCAAGGAAUAUGAUCAGGAAAACAAAAUCUUUGGAACCUGAAAACUCUGAGAACCACCCAGGAUUAAAUCUUAAUAAGCAAAUAGAACCUUUCUUCCCAGUUUUUCAAUCUGCCUUUCAGCUGUCACCCCCAGUGCAGAAGACUCGUGUAUUUACCCAAAAUGGAACAGGACAGCAGUUAUCACUGGUUGGCAUUGAAGAACUUGCUCUGAAUACACCAUCCCAUGUUGGCCAGCCUCAAAAAGUUCCUUCCAUUCAAGCUUCAGUCCAUCAAGCUCUUCCCAAACAACAUGUCACAGAUAUUGUCAUUUCAAAAACCAUACAACUUGAGACAAAUGACUCGCCACUGGACCCACUCACUGCAACGACAGUCUCUCUCUCUCUCUCUCUCAACGUCACUCUCGUCUAA
This is a messenger RNA of Acanthosepion pharaonis, 1332 nucleotides long. NCBI's taxonomy places the organism in Eukaryota, Metazoa, Mollusca, Cephalopoda, Sepiida, Sepiidae. The record is from the annotation of a GenBank genome assembly.